Messenger RNA from Thermochaetoides thermophila DSM 1495, 4647 nucleotides. RefSeq names its product putative DNA damage- responsive transcriptional repressor protein. Lineage: Eukaryota; Fungi; Ascomycota; Sordariomycetes; Sordariales; Chaetomiaceae. The coding region runs from base 1 to 4647 and encodes 1548 amino acids. Gene Ontology annotation, molecular function: histone H3K36 demethylase activity; histone H3K9 demethylase activity. The transcript has 5 exons. The record is from RefSeq and is a predicted model, not a curated record. Gene Ontology annotation, biological process: chromatin remodeling. Gene Ontology annotation, cellular component: nucleus.
AUGUCCAUUGAAGCGAUUGGCGCAACGGCGCCGACGGCGGCUCUCGAUGCAAAGCUGUCCUCCUCCUCAGACAGCGGCAGCUCCAGUAAGGACCUCGGCUUGAACUCGCCCCCCGAUAGCAAUGGUGCCGAUGCCAUGGAUGUGGACAAUAGCGAUUCGGAGCUGAGCGACCUUGAUGAUAUUGCCAGCAAGCUGGACGGCGUUAUUGGCGACCUCGAUAUUGAGCAGAAAUGCCAGGAAGUUGAGUCGGCAGAGAAGAUGGAGGUGGAAAAGGCUGUGUUGAUCGAGGCAAAAGACGAUGCGACUAAGGAAGAUGCGAACAAGGAAGCUCAGAAGGAAAUUGAAGAGGAAGAGGAAGACAUUGGCGAGAUCGAGCCGGAUCAUUGGACAGGUGGUGUGCCCGUUUUCAAGCCGUCUUAUCGCCAGUUCAAAGACUUUAAGCGCUUCAUGGAGGCUGUCGACAAGUACGGCAUGCAGUCUGGUAUCAUCAAGAUCGUCGCUCCCGAGGAGUGGAAGAACUCAUUGCCCCCGAUCGACGACCUCAUUAAGCGCAUCCGCGUUCGCGAUCCGAUCAAGCAGGAGAUUAUGGGCCACAAUGGCACCUACCGCCAAAUCAAUAUCCUCCAUCAGCGCACAUAUACCCUGAAGCAGUGGAAACAGCUGUGCGAUCAGAGCGAGCACCAACCGCCGGCUCGGCGAGGUGAGAGACGAGCGAAUGCAGACCAGAAGCCGCCGAGGACCCGCGCUGCAGUCGCAGCUGCGGCUGCGACUGCGGCUGGUCCCUCGAGGCCUGUAACCCGCAGUACUGCUGCCGCUACUCCGACAAAGAAGGGAAGGGGAUGCAGGGUGACUCGGCAAUCGGCGAAGCUUGCCAAGCAUGAUGACGAGGAGCUGGAAGAGCGGCCGAUGACGCCCGUCUCGCCCGAGGCGGAGAAGGAGGAAGUUCUGGAUUCCAUUGGGCAGGAAGCCGAGGAGGCUAAGGAAGGGGGGGCCAUUGCGAGGAGGAAGAGGACGGCCCGCGGUCGGCGUGAAGGCUCAGUUGUGAUCGAUGAGGAGCACUUCAAGGACUUUGACUACAACAUGGACAUCUCGGACUUCACGCCCGAGCGUUGCGAAGAGUUGGAGAAGAUCUAUUGGAAGACCUUGACCUAUGCUCCGCCUAUGUACGGAGCUGAUCUUCCAGGCACGCUCUUCGACGAGAGUGUCGAGAUCUGGAACCUGAACAAGCUCCCUAACCUGCUGGAUGUCCUGGGAACCAAGGUGCCCGGCGUGAACACUGCUUAUCUAUACCUCGGUAUGUGGAAGGCUACCUUCGCCUGGCAUCUGGAGGACGUCGAUCUCUACAGCAUCAACUACCUGCACUUUGGCGCCCCGAAGCAGUGGUACAGCAUCCCGCAAAAGGAUGCCCGCCGCUUUGAGGCUGCCAUGAAGAGCAUCUGGCCGCAGGAGGCGAAGGCCUGCGAUCAGUUCCUGCGUCACAAGGGCUUCUUGAUCUCGCCUUCGCACCUCAAGCAGCACUACAACAUUACCGUGAACAAGUGCCUCUCGUAUCCGGGAGAAUUCGUCGUUACCUACCCGUACGGGUACCAUUCGGGCUUCAAUUUGGGCUACAAUUGCGCCGAGGCAGUCAACUUUGCCCUGGACACUUGGCUGCCUAUGGGCAAGAUCGCCAAGAAGUGCGAGUGCGCGCAGGCGCAGGACAGUGUCUGGGUUGAUGCUUGGGAGAUUGAGCGCAAGCUGCGGGGUGAGGAGUCCGAGUAUGAGGAGACGGAGGAUGAGGAGGAUGAGGUAGAUGAGGUGGGAGAUGAAGACGAGGAGGUCGAGACUGGCCUGCCUAGUCCUCCGUCCGACCAUACCGCUAAGGUCAAGCUUCCACGUCGCAAGCGCAAGAGGGCUGAAGGGGAGGAGGCAGAGCCGAGGGUUAAGAAGAAGAUCCGCGUGCGUCAGAAGCCGCAUGCUGAGCAGCCUUGCUGUCUCUGCCCUAAUGAUAUCCCCGGGGCUGAGAUCCUUGAUACCGAUGAUGGGAGAAAGGCCCAUCGAAUGUGCGGGCUGUACAUUCCCGAGACCUAUGUCGAGACGGUCGGCGGCAAGGAAAUCAUCGCCAACGUCGCCAACAUCGACAAGGCGCGCCUGGAGCUUAAGUGCCUAUACUGCCGCUCCAAGAAGGGCGCUUGCUUCCAGUGUUCGCACAAGAAGUGUCCCCGAGCCUACCAUGCGACAUGUGCCGCGGCUGCCGGUGUGUUUGUCGAGGAGGGCGAGGUGCCCGUGUUUGGCGAGGAUGGUACCGAGUACAAGGAGCAGGCCUUUGAGUUCAGCUGCCGCUUCCACCGGACCAAGCGCGACAGGAAGUUCGAGGGCGACGCGCUCGAGAAUGAUCCUGAGAUCCGCAAGGCCGCGAAGGCGCUCAAGAAGAAUGAUAUUUGUCAGCUGCAGUUCUAUCGGGGAGACAUCUUUGCGGGUGUCGUUGUCGAAAAUCAUCUUGACGAGGAAACCUUGCUUAUUGAUGUCAUUCCCAAUGGCGACCGCGUCGAGGUCGAGUGGAAGUGGCUGUUGCUUCCCGAUCCGGCCGACUUCCGUCUACCCAAGGCCUCGCCCAACGCUAUCCCCCUGCCGACCUGCCGCAAAGCCCAGAAGGCCAUCAACGCCAAGCGGACUGACGACGAGGUGCCCCGCAAGGACGAGGAGUUUGGACCCGGCUACGUCUGGGCCGAGUUCAGCACCUGCGAGCCCUUCCGUAACCGCGCCCAGACCAAGGUCGACCUGUCCAAGGAGAACCAGAUCUGGUACUACCUCGGCGAGACAUCGACCGAUGCGAAGGCGCAGUACACGGAGAACCCGGCCAUCAAGCGGCAUAAUCCGAAGAGCAACUUUUUGGAGUCCCUGCCCAAGCCGGUUGUGGCGCCGACCCCGAUACUGGGGGCUCCUCCUCCUCCUCCUCCUCCUCCUCCUCCUCCUCCUCCGCAGCAGCAGCAGCAGCAGCAGCAGCAGACGGGUGAUGUGUUGGCUCUUAAGCAGGAGAAGCCUUAUCUCUAUAAGCCCAAGAUCCCCGUGGCGCCGGCUGCUGGGACGCAGGCUGGAUACGCAACACAGACGUUUACUUCUGUCCCUGCGUCUGGUCCUUUCCCUCCUCAGCCGUCGCCCGCCCAGGCUAACAAGCCUUCUACCAUGUCAAUGUAUCAUCACCAUGGCUCGCCGCAGGGUGGACAGAAGGAGCAGCCUCAGCAGCAGCAGUGUCCCCCGAACAUGCAGUACCAGCAGCCACCUCAGCAGCCCAAGAACUCAUCAUCACUGUUCUCAUCUACGGAUCGUUUCGCGCCCGUCGGAGGUAGUAAUGGAUUCCCGACUCUUCCUGGUCUAACCUGGCCCCCCGCUCACAUGAAAUCAGGACAUCACCACCAUCCUCAGCAGCAGCAUUACGGUCUGCAGCAGCCCCAGUCCAGAGUGGGCGUGGCCCAAACGACUGCGAACAUGCCGCCUCUUGUGCCUAUGACUUCCUCGCAUCUUCAACCGCAGUACGGUGCCCAACAGCAAGUACCUGGAGGAGCUCAACAACAGCAGCCUCAGCCGGCCAUGUGUGCGUAUCAGAAGUAUAGUUUUUUCCAGCUUAAUCAUAACAGGGAUCCCUCUAGAUACCGCACACCCUACGGCCAAUGGGGCGGGUUUGUAAACGGGUAUGAAGGGAACUUGCGCGAGUUUUUGCUCAGGGCGCAGAAGGCCCUUAAUGGAGGCUCAUCAAGCAAGGGCCCGAAGCCACUCGUGUCGGCGCAGACGACGGGGUAUCCACAGACCUUGCCUCGUCCACAGCAACCGCAGCAGUCUGUUCUGGCUCCAGCUCCAGCUCCAGCUUCAGCCCAGCAGGCUGGAGGGCAACCUCUGCAUCCAGCGAUCCGUAUGCCGUAUGGUGUUGCCCCGGCUCAAGCACAGAGUCAAGCACAGGUGCCGAUUGCCCCGUCCCCGACCCCCAUGCAAGCGCCGGCACCAGCUCCGGCUUCGGUUCCAGCAAAAGAAAAGAUCAAGCAGCCCUUUCACAAGCAGAGCACCAGCCCCAUCCCUCUGCCGCCCUAUGUAAGGGAAAUGCAGAUGGCUGCGAAGGCUGCACAGCAAGGGAAGGCCGGCGCUCAAGCUACAACUCAACAACCUUCGACAUCAGUCCCGGCUUCGAAUCAGGCACAAAUCCAGCCAGCUUCUGCGGCGGCUACAACCUCGACUCCGCAACCCGCACUCCCGCAAUCACCGGUGCAGACGCCAACCUCGACAACGGCUAGUCCGACACAGGAGAAGGCCCAACCUAAUCAGGCUUCUUCGUCUGCUGCCGCUGCAACGCAGAAUACGCCUCCUCAGACUCACCCUCAAGCGUACCCCAGUCCGCCGGAGAGCAAGGAGCCGGGACAACAGGGACAAAGGGAUACAGAUGUUGACAAGUCUCGGUCUGUAUCCACAAUGGAGCUAACAGCAGCGUCCGGAAUCGAGGUUGAGCAGAAACAAGAGGGCCAGGUUCAGGGGCGGCAACUUGCACAAGAGGAUAGCCAGGCCCUGGUACAGAAGAUGAUGAUUAAUUUGCGGAGGGCGAGUCUGAGUCUCGUCGAGGAAGCUGAUGGUCAGGUUUCUGCUAUCGGCUCUGGUGCUGAGGAUGCGGCGUCGAGUUAG